AAAAACACACACGCACGGCAAAGCUUUCUUGAAGACCGCACGCCAGCGCGGCGAGUCUCUUUAAGAGGCGUGGCUGGAUAUCUGCGGAGGGACGGGCGGAUUCCGACGAACUGGGGAGCCGGCCGCCAGCGCGCCGCUGUCUCUUUAAGGAAGUGGGGGUGCCCUGAGUGAGUUUAUCGUACUGUACUAUUAGGUGGGUUAUCUGUUUCCAGACUGCAGUUCAUUGUGAGAGCGUACUUCGCCCGUGCGUGUCUCCAGACGAGGAGAGGAAGGAGGCGAAGUGUUUUAUUCGGGUUUUAAAGGAAAGGCGCGGUGGGAUUGGAAGAGCAUUUUAUUUCUCCGUUCCGUUGUGUGUGGGGUUUUUUUUUUUAAAUUCGAUCCAAAGGGAGAAAAAAAAACAACAACAGCAACAACCACCCCGAAAUGGCUACUGACGAGCUGGCAUCCAAGCUGACCCGGCGGCUCCAGAUCGAGGAGGGCGCGGAGGAGCCGGCGGCCGGCGGGGCGCAGGAGAACGGGGCGCAGGAGAAGCCGGCGACGGCCAACGCGGACUCGGAGCUGGGAGCCAAGCUGCUCCGCCGGACGGACCUGAACGAAGGGGUGGGGGAGCAUCACCAGCCCAGCAUGAAGGUGUUCAACCCGUACACCGAGUUCAAGGAGUUCUCCAGGAAGCAGAUCAAGGACAUGGAAAAGAUGUUCAAGCAGUAUGAUGCGGGGAAGGAUGGCUUCAUCGACCUGAUGGAGCUGAAGCUGAUGAUGGAGAAGCUGGGGGCUCCUCAGACCCACCUGGGCCUGAAGAACAUGAUCAAGGAGGUGGACGAGGACUUUGACGGCAAGCUGAGUUUUCGGGAGUUCCUGCUAAUUUUCCGAAAGGCGGCAGCAGGAGAGCUGGCGGAGGACAGCGGUCUGCACGUCUUGGCACGCCUGUCCGAGAUCGAUGUGUCCACAGAGGGGGUGAAGGGAGCCAAAACCUUCUUUGAGGCCAAGGUCCAGGCCAUCAACGAGUCGAACCGGUUCGAGGCGGAGAUCCGCCAGGAGCAGGAGGAGAAGAAGAAGCAGGCGGAGGAGAAGAAGCAGCGGCAGGCGGCCUUCAAGGAGCUGCAGUCCGCUUUCAAGUGACCCUCCUGCGCCACCCCACCCCCCCCGCCUCGCUCCGCCCGCGCGUCCGUCUGCGUCCGUGUCUUCUCCCCCCUUCAAAAAGAAAGUCUAGGAUUUAAAACCGAUAAUCUGGCCGGGGUCCAGAGAGGUCCAUUCCUGAGAGGCUGUGGGACUGUACAGGCCUGUUCAGGGCGAAAGUCUGAGAAAAUAGCUCAGAUACCAAAUCUGUCUCUGCUGUGUCCCAGAUCCUGCCCAUGGGCUUUUAACCCAGCUAAACGUCAGUAGUUAAUUUCUCGAUUUUAUUUCAUGUCGCAUGAAAAUAUUAGAGAGGCUCAAAAAAAUGAUAAACUGCGGCACUUUUGAGCCAGGGUUUAAAACUUAUCAAAUGUGGCACUUAACGAUCCUUGAGCGUAUUAAUGUUUCAGCAGUCCUUGAUGUGAAAGUAAGCUAGAUUGCCAACCCGACGAUGCCAUUUAAAUGAAUGAUGACGGUGUCCAUCUAUCUCCUCAUUUCCAUUUCUGAGUCUUGACUACCGUUAUCUCAUAACUGGGCCACAACUUGCAAAGAUUGAAGAAUGUCCGUCUGCUCCAAGGUUGAAGCUGUGGGGGAAAAGAAACAACCCAGUGUAUUUGAACAUGCGGAGGACUUGUGGUUUUUGUUAUAAUCCCUUCAGUCUAAGACUCCCAGGCUUGAGCCCUCGAUGAGCAUGGGGAUUUCUGGUCUUCAGUUCACAGGAGCUCUCGUUAGCUUAAUUAGGUACCUUGUAUGUGCAGCAGUGAGUCCGCAGUUCAGAACUCAGGCUGGACACUGCUGUAGGAAGGUACCUCACUCAGAUCACUCCAGUACAUGGUGUGCACAUUCGUUUCUGUGUAUUGGAUUAUUGUAAAUGACAAUUUUAUUAUGAAUUGACCGUGUCCUUCAAAUGAAAUUGCAUGUGGUCGUAAGGAAAAAGAAAUGCUCUAGGUGAACAAAGAGAGCAACUCUAGUGAUCUGUAAGACAAGGGAUCCCCUUGGCUCAGACAUCUGGACCCCGAAAGCGCCCUGCGGGGUCACUGUGUCAUUCAGGCCUGCUCUGAAUGGAACUGCUUUCAGACCUGCACACUGUUUGUCAAGUCAUGUACUGCGCACGCAGCAAGCGCUUUGCUGAACAGCAGCCUGGUGCAAAAGCAACAAAACUACACACGACAGCCUCUUUGAGCACAACUGCUGCUGUGAAAGGAAAUUGCAUCAGUGCACAUACGUGCAGACACAUGGUGAAAAACAAAUGCAAAAGC
This is a messenger RNA of Lepisosteus oculatus (spotted gar), 2372 nucleotides long. RefSeq names its product EF-hand domain family, member D2 (gene efhd2). Lineage: Eukaryota; Metazoa; Chordata; Actinopteri; Semionotiformes; Lepisosteidae. Gene Ontology annotation, molecular function: calcium ion binding. The record is from RefSeq and is a predicted model, not a curated record.